Messenger RNA from Cydia strobilella, 600 nucleotides. RefSeq lists its product as uncharacterized. Lineage: Eukaryota; Metazoa; Arthropoda; Insecta; Lepidoptera; Tortricidae. The record is from RefSeq and is a predicted model, not a curated record. The transcript has a single exon. Bases 1 to 600 code for a protein of 199 amino acids.
AUGGUAGAAGAUAUGGAAGACAAAUGCAACACUACAGCGGAGGAGAUGUGGUCGCGUUUCGAAGAUCUAUGUGUAAAAGAAGCCAAAACAACACUUGGAGUAUCAAAAGGUACUCUAAGCACCAAAAAAGAUCCCACAUGGUGGAAUGAAGAAGUGAAGGACACUCUGAGGCGUAAAAAAGAGCUCUUCAAACAAUGGCAGAGCACAGGACAAGACACCGACCAUAUUGAAUACAAAAACGCUAAGAAGCUGGCCAAACGCAUAGUAGCACAAAAUAGGGCAGACUCUAGAAAUCGCUUCUACGACAGACUUGAGAAAGCCACUAACAAUAAGGAAGUAUUUAAACUCGCGAAAAAUCGACACGGUGCAAGUCUCGACAUCAAAAUUAACAAAUAUGUCAAAGACGAAAAUGGCAUUCUACUGACCGAAAACGGCAAGAUCAAUCGCCGGUGGUGUCAAUAUUAUCAGCGCCUUCUCAACGAGGAAUUUCCAAACAAGCCCUUAAGUGCCAUACCAACAACUGCUGGACCCGUCGACAGAAUAAGUGUGCAGGAGGUUUUGAAUGCCCUUAUGAAAGUUAAAAACCACAAAGCAGUAUAG